UCAAUCCAAUAUUGAUAUAAGCCUACAAAGGAGGAAAAGGAGUCCCACUCCGCUAGCGUUCAACACUCAUCUCUCCACCCACGCGCGGUAUUCGAUUCUUCUCUCCCUCUCCCUCUCCCUCGAUUUCCUCGUUCCUCUUCCCGAUCCAUCUUCUCAUCUUCCAAUUCAACAACCAAUGGCCACCGCUACCGAUAACCCUAAUCCCAACCCCACCCCCACCAACCCACCGCAGCAGGACCAAAACCCUAACAAAACCCUAGACCCUGCCCCUGCCACCGCCCAUUCCGACGCAGAUCCUUCCGUUCCACCUCCUUCUGCCGACAACAACAACACCACCGCACCUGAUUCCAAGGAUGCUCCACUGCCGUCCGACGCCGCAAACGAUGCUCCUCUCUCCGAUAUUCAGAAGAAGAUUCGCCGCGCUGAGAGGUUCGGUAUCUCCGUCCAGCUCUCCGAGAAAGAGAAGCGUAAUUCCAGAGCUGAAAGCUUUAAUUAUUGCAGGUUUGGCACUGGGUCCACUACGGUACAUGACGAAUUUCUGCUUUGCAGGUUUGGGAUGCCAAGUCCAGCUUCAUCUGCUGAUGAAGAGGCAAAGAAGAAAGCACGACUCGCCAGGUUCGCCCCGGCUUCCAAGGUUGACCCCGUUGAGGAAGAUAAAAGGAAAGCAAGAGCAGAAAGGUUUUCAAAUCAGUCAUCAGGUUCUCUAACUCAAGUGAAUGGCGAGGGGAAGAUCGAGCCUCAGAAGGCUGCUAUUGCAGGAAAAGCUGGAGGAGGAGCCUGACUGGCAAGCUGCCUCCUUUACCGUAGGAAAUUUUCUUUUUUAGCUUAUAACAGUUUGAGAUUCCCAGUGUCCUCCACACCUCAGAUGCAUCUAUCAUUCAUUUGUGAACUGCUGCCUUCCUCUAAGUCAUGCCAAAGAUUGAACUUGCCUGAAGAAGCUUCCUUUUGUUUCUUGUGUUUGUUUACUAGGUGACAUCUUUGGGUAAUUAAUGGCCAUCUUCACAGUGUUACUUAUCUUAAAUUCAAUAGACUAAAACUUUGGAAUCUACAGCCUAGAGUUUUUCCUUUUGAUAUUGAAGGUUUUGCUGAAAGGAAGGUAUUUCAUACUUAAUGUCAUCUGUAUCCAUUCUACCAAACUUAUCACUGUGCUAGAAGUGUGGACCAAGCUGGUUUUGUUAACUAGCACCUUGCUGAUCCAGAAUCUGCUGACGAAAUGAUAGGGUUUCUUGCAUAGUUUGUCUUUGGAGAGCUAGGAUAGAUCUAGAAAUUGUUCCUUAAAUAUAACAUUGCUUGAAUAAUAUAGGAUGAUCCUUUUAUGCUAAAAAGUAAACUGAUUUCCUUGGGUAUUCUUAGGGGUUGAUGAUAUUAAAUCAUUAAUUGGAGUAAUAUCCGUUAACUUUUACUUCUUUUUAGAUGGUGACAGGUAUAUCUCUCAUUAAAUAAAAUUAGGAAAAGGAAAAAAAGAGAUCAGAAAACAUAUGGUUAGUGAUGACGGUUGCAUUUUGAAAUGCAUAUAUUUGUAUGACAUGCAUAUAUAGUUGUCAUGUUUAGAUGUUAGUAGAGAGUAGUGAGUGAUUGGAGUGAAUGCAUUAUGUUUUUUAUGCUAUUAUAUUUUAUUUAGAGCUAUUUCAUUCAUUUUCUGGAUCAGUAGAAAUGUUGGAAUAUUGCGUUCCUGCUACUAUCUUCUGGCACUCGUGCAAAAAAUGGUAAGUCGACUCUCAAGUUAAAGUUUUUUAAGUGUGUUUUGAAACCGUUUUAAGGAGGCUUUAACAAGGCUGUAGUUCCCAAUUUUUUAAUCUAUGCAUUUAUCUAGUGAUAAGUAAACCCUUUGAAGAUGGCUUGAUUUUGUGCCAAAACUUAGAAUUGUACAAUCUUAGGGCUGAAUGUGGAGGGAACGCGUCGAUUUUUUUUUUUUCACUUGAUUAUAAUUAUUACCAUGUAAUUUAUAUUUAAGCUUUUUGCUUUGCUAUAGUUGAGUUGCGUUUUUCCUUUUGCUAGCUGUUAAAGUAUAUAUCUGGGGGAAUCGUUAUAUUCUGUUAGUUUCGUAUUGCAAACAAUUUCUUGUACUCUAUUGCAUAUUAUUACUAUGAAAAAAUGGAUAACAUUUCCGCCGAA
Messenger RNA from Arachis duranensis, 2115 nucleotides. RefSeq names its product protein MODIFIER OF SNC1 11. Gene Ontology annotation, cellular component: nucleus. Bases 176 to 781 code for a protein of 201 amino acids. Gene Ontology annotation, biological process: poly(A)+ mRNA export from nucleus. The transcript has 5 exons. The record is from RefSeq and is a predicted model, not a curated record. Lineage: Eukaryota; Viridiplantae; Streptophyta; Magnoliopsida; Fabales; Fabaceae.